Molecule: messenger RNA, 2100 nt
Organism: Colossoma macropomum (tambaqui)
Lineage: Eukaryota; Metazoa; Chordata; Actinopteri; Characiformes; Serrasalmidae
Exons: 5
Coding region: 94-717 (207 amino acids)
Source: RefSeq, a predicted model, not a curated record
GGCACUUGUUACAGCAACCACAUAGCAUUUCUGUAAACUCACCGGUUUAACGACGGUUCUUCACGCGGAUCGCGAGAACUAAGCUUUUGGGAAAUGCACCACAGCUGUGGAAUCAUGAUGGCAGCUUUUUGGACCAGGUUACUGCAGCUGCUUUUUAUCAGGUGUCUGCUACUCUGUGCAGAUUCUACUGAUAUAUUUGAUAAAAAUAUUCAUGCAAUCAACAGAACUGCUUCUCAGGGAGAGACAGUGGUUUUUCACUGUAGUGAAAGUCAAGAUAAAGGAGCUGAUGUCGGAUGGCGUAAGGAGAAGAUUCUUCUUUUUAUCUACAGCCCUGUUAUUAACCAAACUGUGACAAACUACACAUCAAGCAGAAUGUAUGUUGAUCCAAACAAUCCAUGGAAACUACAGAUAUCUGAUGUACAGCCUUCAGAUGCAGGAAACUAUACAUGUUUCCCAUCAGAAACACAAAAACAAUGGAAAUUGAGCGUAGAAGUCACUGAGAGUGAACCAGAUCUGCACAGAGAAAUGUUUCUGUACAUCAUCCCCUCAGUUACAGGAGCUGCUGCAGUGUGCUUUAUUAUCUUCUGUGCUGUGAUGAUCUACAGGAAAUUGAAAAAGAAAUGGGCUGCUGACGUCAGUGGAACAAAGGAUGAGCAUAUCUACAUGAACACAAGGUUAAAAAAAGAUGCCAAACACAACUACAGAGUUGCCUCUUGAGAGCUUUACCAGCAUCUACAGCUGCUUUAACUCUUUUAGUCUGUUACUACCCAACACUACCUCUAAUAACAUUCAGUGUACAAAUUAAGUCACAUCUCACUGCCACCAGCUCUGUUUGCUGCUAGCUGUCCGUUGAGUGCAGCAGGAAGCCAUAGGUGUGUGGGCUGAGUGUUUCUGAUCAGUGUGGGUCUCACUAAAACCACAAUAGUUUCUAUACCAACAGUGGUAGUGAGAAUAAAGACCUUUUUAAUGUAUGUACUAGUGUAUAGUGUUUCUCCUUCCAUAGGACUGCUGUUAUGUGUCUUUUGUUCCAUUGCUCUAUAUUAGAUUAAUCAUUUUUAUACAAUUACUUCUCAAUCAUUAGUUUGGACAUCACUCACAGUCUCUCACUCUUACAUUCUACCUGUGCAAUUAAUACCUGUUUUAUUAACUACCAUAAAUAUGAAAUAUGCAAUAAAUGUUUCUGUUACUAGUAUUAAAGGGCACAUACUAUGGAGAACUGAAUUUUCCUCACUUUGGAAACUAAGCCUGUUUUACACUGAUUUAAUCAGUUCCAUGAUGUCACAAAAACCAAUGCAUUUACACAGUAUAUCCACCUUUCCAUCCACGCUGAGGUUAUAAAGAGUGUUUUAGUCUGGACUGGUUUUUUAACCAAGCACAAUACAGAGCAGCCAAUCAGAACAGAGAUAAUUUACAUAGAUCAGUCUUAAAGGCACAGUAACAGAAACAGCUUGUUUAAUUCUAAGUAACAGAAAGAGGAUGAAAAAUGGUCAUUUAAAAAUUAAAACAGCACAAAUGAGAAAGUGGAUAUCAGGGGAAAAGUAUAAUAUAAGUAAAAUGUAGGAUAUGGGCCCUUUAAUGCUUUAAAUUGUUCUUGGCACUAUAUACAGGCCUGCAGGGAGUUAUUGUACAUGUAAUGAAAUAAAAGUAAAAAAAAAUUAAAAUUUCGUAUUGUAAACGUGGAGUGCAGCUCCAACUCUGGGCUUUUCUUGCCACCUGGUGGCCAGAAAUGGUGUGGCUUUGAUGCCAAAAGUUUCUAAAUGGAAGAAUAGUUUUAGGGAAAAAACAACUUUAGUUAGCAUAGAACCUUUAUUUUAUUUCUUCAGAAAAAAAUGGUUCUUCUGUGGUGUCGUCCCAAAGAACUCUUUUUAGCAAGAGUCUACCAAAUUGUGAGUUUCUCUCUCACAGAUGACUUUCUUUAGUAGGAAGUGCAGGAAGGACCACUAAUUUAUGAAUAUAUAAUUCACUGGCAUUUAGCAAAUACAUUUUUUGGGGGGCUAAAAUUUGGUGUAUCUGAACAGGUCACAGUAGUAAUAUAAAGUAUGAUAGUCUUUAUAGUUUAAUUUAUAAAAAUAAAAAUUUAAAAUAAAAAAAAACAGGAAA